Molecule: messenger RNA, 1446 nt
Organism: Geodia barretti
Lineage: Eukaryota; Metazoa; Porifera; Demospongiae; Tetractinellida; Geodiidae
Source: the annotation of a GenBank genome assembly
AUGUUGGGAGUCGACCUGAUUAUUCCCGAUGUUUCCUAUCUCGUGGAGCGGUCCGAUCGAGUGCGGGGCAUUUUGAUAACCCACGGUCACGAAGACCAUAUCGGCGCUCUCCCUCACAUUCUGCCUCAGCUUAACGUGCCCGUCUUUGCGCCCAAGUUGGCCCACGGCUUGAUUGCUGUAAAGCUGCACGAAAAUCGGGCCACACGGGGGAUCUCUGCCCAACCGAUUGAGCCGGGCGUUGAUUACCAACUCGUGAUACAUACUGGAGACUUCAAAAUCGACCAUACGCCGGUGGACGGCCAUACCAUUGACCUGAACACACUGGCCCACUACGGAAAUGAAGGCGUAUUGUUGCUUUGUUCCGACUCCACUUACGCUGAAAUACCCGGGUACACUGCUUCCGAGCAGAUUCUUGGUGGUGCCCUGGACCGGGCUAUCGGCGACGCUCCGGGAAGGGUAAUGGUGGCUACCUUCGCAUCACUGAUCUCUCGGGUGCAGCAGGUGAUUGAUGCUGCUGCCAGUCACAACCGAAAGGUUGCCAUCGUGGGCCGCAGCAUGGCCGACAACGUCAGCAUGGCCGCGGAAAUGGGGUACCUUGACUUGCCUCCGGACACCCUGGUUAGUCUGAACGAAAUCCGUGGCUAUUCCCCUGAGCGAACAGUCUUAAUUACUACCGGCAGCCAGGGGGAGCCGACUUCGGCCCUGGUUCGAAUAGCCAAUAAGGACCACCGUGAUGUUUCUGUCAUGGAGGGGGAUACGGUGGUCAUCUCUGCUACGCCUAUCCCAGGCAAUGAGCUUCUGGUAAGCCGGACCAUUGAUAACCUGCUGCGGCAGGGCGCGAGAGUCUUGUACGACAGGAUAGCCCUGGUACACGUUCACGGCCAUGCGAGCCAGGAAGAGCUUAAGAUGAUGCUCAGUCUCACCCGCCCUCGCUACUUUGUUCCGGUACAUGGCGAGUACCGGCACCUAAUGGCUCACGCCAAGCUGGCAUGGGAUAUGGGAUUGGCUGAGUCAGGUAUUUUUGUUCUUGAAGAUGGAGACGUACUGGAACUGAGUGAGGAUGGUGGUCGUGUUGUGGAGUCCGUCUCCGCUGGCCCAAUCUUCAUUGACGGGCCCGUUACCAGGGACGUGCGAAGUGAAGUGCUGCGCGAACGAAAGGCCCUGGCCAGGGAUGGCGUCGUAGUCUUGGUGGUGUCGGUGGAUGGUCAAACUGGCCAGCCGGCCAGCCCUACGAAGGUCUUGGCCAGCGGGUUUAUGGAUGACUCCGAGACCGAUGACUUGUUCCCCAGGCUAUCCGUGCUUAUUGACGACCUCGUAAAGGACCGUCAGGAGUUUGCCGAAGAACCCGAACGGGUAAAGAACCUGGUUAGAGAGGCUGCUGGCCGUUUCCUGCAAACGGAAGCGCGCCGCCGCCCGACGAUAGUUACCGUGCUCCUGGAAUCGUGA